Molecule: messenger RNA, 2102 nt
Organism: Perca fluviatilis (European perch)
Lineage: Eukaryota; Metazoa; Chordata; Actinopteri; Perciformes; Percidae
Gene: prss23
Product: serine protease 23
Biological process (GO): proteolysis
Molecular function (GO): serine-type endopeptidase activity
Source: RefSeq, a predicted model, not a curated record
CGGGGCGCUAGGACCGUGAGCAGGACAGGCAGGACGCUCCAGAGAGAGUAAACACUUCUUUUCAGACAAGAUACUUUUAUUUGUGACGCUGUGUCUGAAUGGGCAGGUUUCAGAAGGUCUGAUGGUGCUGGGACAUCCAGAGCGACUCGGCAUCUGGUGCUUUAUUCGGAAACGCUGUAAAAGAGCGAGCCAAAGUUUCCUUCUGGAGGACGAGCACGGAGGAACUACCUGCCUGUCACCGGAGAGGAUGAGGGAAAACCUGGGAAAUGAUCGUCAGGGACUCGUCUGAUGUGUUUUCUUUCACCAUGAUGACGCCACGCGAGAGCUCCCUCCUGCGGACUCACCUGCUCCUCCAGCUCCUCCUCCCUCUCACACUGUCCCUUUUGCACCCUCCUCACCCUCCGGCUGUCCACGUCCCCACGCUCAUUCCUCACGCACCGAUGCCUCUCAUCCGCUCCCGCUUCAGCGCUCAGACACAGCUGGACUUCACCACGCACUGCAACUCCAGCUGCUUCCACAGAGGAGAGCAGGAGGCCCAGAAGGAGCAGCUCUCAGAUAAACUGGCUUUUGAGACGCUGUAUGCUGACGGCUCCCGCACUCUCACCACUGUAGAUGUGGAGGGCGACGAGGAGUUUGAAGAAGAUCACUUUGCUCACCCUUCACCGAAGAGAGGACCCAGAGUGAUGCCCAGGCACAAACGCGUGAGGCGGCAGAUAUAUGGAGCAGAUGGACGUUUUAACAUCCAAGGUGACAACUUCCUGUUGGAUUACCCUUUCUCCACUGCCGUGCGGAUCUCCACCGGCUGCACCGGCGUUCUUGUAUCUCAGCAGCACGUCCUCACAGCUGCCCACUGUGUUCAUGAUGGGAAGGAUUAUGUCAAGGGGGCGCGAAAGCUCAGGGUGGGAUUCCUGAUUCUUCAUUCCAAUAAAAAAAUUACAAAAAACCCCCUUGGUAAAAGGAAGCCUUAAAAAGGGUGGAUACGGCCUUAGGAGGUCAGCAUGGACUUUGAUUACGCUCUGCUGGAGUUGCGUUGGCCUCACCGCCGUCCCUUCAUGCGCCUCUCUGUGGCUCCCUCCUCCGACGACCUGGCAGGGAAUCGCAUCCACUUCUCUGGCUUUGACAGCGACAGAUCCGGGGAGCUGGUGUACAGGUUUUGUCCUGUGGAAGAAGAGUCCAGCGACCUGAUAUACCAGCACUGUGACGCCCGACCUGGAGCCAGCGGCUCUGGAGUGUAUGGAAGAAUGUGGGACAACAGUUUAGAGCGCUGGGAAAGGAAGGUCAUCGGCAUUUUUUCUGGACACCAGUGGCUGGAGAUAGAUGGGGAGAACCGGGAUUACAAUGUGGCCGUGCGCAUCACUCCACUGAAAUUUGCUCAGAUCUGUUACUGGGUGCAUGGUAACCGACUAGACUGUGUCCAAGACUAAGAAGGACAAAAGGACAAAGAGGAGGUUUUUAAAGUAUAGCAUGACAAUACAAGGAAGCACAAAAAAUAAAGGGUGAAAUGUCUUAUUUCCCCUAAUGAAAGACGAGUGAAACAGAAUUAAAUCCAUACAAAAAUAACACCCUUCAGUGAGUGAUACACCAGUAGAGCAGAUAAAUUAAAUUAAAUUAUUUCUCUCCUGUGUUCAAUUUGCUUCCUGUAACCUCUGGGCCUAUAGUCUGCCUGUGAGAUCAUCAUCACCACGGCAUCUUUUAAUAUGUUUUUGCCCACAGUCAGAUUAAUAACACAGUCAGUGUUUCCACAUUAUCAACAUAAGCCACUUUUUAUAAGAGGGGAAAAACACUUUAGUGUGUAGUGUGUCAGAAGCACCAGCUUAUUUUCCUACUGUGGAUAAAGCAACCUAUAGACAUUUUAUCUUGACAUCUUUAUUUUAGGGAAAUGGUUUAGUAUUUCUUUAGGUCUUUAAAGAUCAUUUGAUUACUCCCUUUGAUCUGCACACUACAUAAUACACAGAAUAAAAAACUGAUUUUGGACACCACUGAUGCUUCUUGACGUUUCAGCAGAUAGUAUGCUCUUCUCAGUGUGGACUGGAGACAAUGUUAAUUUUAUUUUUUUGAAAAAUGCUUGAUAUAUUUUAAUAAACAGAGAUUUAUAACAAUGA